Prorocentrum cordatum is the source of this 1709-nucleotide messenger RNA. The record is from the annotation of a GenBank genome assembly. NCBI's taxonomy places the organism in Eukaryota, Dinophyceae, Prorocentrales, Prorocentraceae.
CAGGGGGGGCCGCUUGUGCGCCGCUGCGCUCCCGGCCGGGGAUCCGGCGCCUUCGGCGAAAGCUGGCGACCCGCGUGGCGUCCCAGGCCGCCGCCGCACUGGUCUCCCAGGGCGCACCGCAGGGCGCUUCCGCCCCGCGGGCUUCUUUGCCAGUCGCCCCGCGGGCCCCGCUGGGUCGCUGGUGGCGCCGGGCCGCUGGGCAUUCCAGCGCCGCUCCGCCAGGUGGCAGUGGCAGCGCGCGCAGCUGUCCGCACACUGCAGGGCGCCUCCUCCCCGCGGGGUACAGGCUAGCCCUGGCGGCGCCGUGUGCGCGCGUGGCCCCGCAGAGGCUUGGUCCACGUACUGGAACGUGCUGGACAGUUUCCGCCGGGCUGUUGGCAGGGAGAAUGCCGACAUGAUGACCGCGUUGAGCCGGGACAGAAGGUACUCUGCAAGGCACCCGGAUGGCGCGCCUCCGCGCGAGGUGCUGCAGGCCAUGGUCGAGGCCCGCGCUCAGGGUGCCGAUCUGCUUCGCAUAGCGGACACAGUGGUCGAAAACCGGCUCCUGUGCAAAACGGUGCCGUCCACGCUCUCGACGUACGCAUCGCAUUUGCGUAUGAUUGCGUGCGUGGGCGCCUGAGCUCUUCGGUGAGCCCCCGCUGGGGUGCAGUGUGCAGCACAUACGUGGGGUCGCGGCCGUGUGCGCGUGUGCUGCCACGCAGCGCGGGUGGCUGAGCGCUUGGGCCAUGGCGCACCAGGCGGCAGGCGUGCCUUGGCAGGGCGACCACGAUGCCAUCUUGCGCGGGGUCCGGCUGGUCACCGUGAAAGGCAGGACGCCCCGCCAGCCCGGGCAACGCGUGGACAAAGCGUUGAUGAAGGCCUUGUUGCGGCACGCCUUUCCGCAAGGUCGGGUGUGGUGGUGCCUCAUAGCUGUGCUGGCGUACAACUUCUUGUUGCGUAUGCCGUCGGAGCUGUUCCGCCAGUAUCGGCGGGGUCUGCUACAGGUGGCAGGCAAUCGCUUCCUUUACGGUCCCAUUCGGCGCAAGAAGCGCCAAGAUUUUUGCACUGCGUUUGCCUUCUGCCUCUGCAGUACGGACGAGGCGCUAUGUCUGCACACGUGGCUGCCUUUGCUGGACGAGCAGGCCCGGGCGAGUGCCGGUCCGCCGUUGGGCGGGCUCACCCCGGCGUCGUGGACUCGCGAAUUUCGCGAACUCUUGGCCUCCGUGGGGGUGCUGCGUCCAGAGGAGCUGUACGGUUAUGACAUCCGGCGUGGCGCCGCCAAGGAUGUUUUUGCAGCGUCCGGCGUUGAGGCCAUGCUGUCGCGUGGUGGGUGGCGUUCCCUCGCCUCCGCGCGGUCGUAUGUGUCGGGCGAUGAGGUGGCAGCGGGCCUGCUCGCGCAGGGCGUCAUUGACGACAGCGGCCCGGAUAAUUAGUCUUUGCGUGUCCUCGCCACCGCCCUUUGCAUUGUCAUUGGGCGCCGGUGGCAGUCCGCGCGGCGAGGUGCCGCUGCACCUCGCUCAAGCUUCAGUGCCGUGCGCAAUGCAGAAAAGAAGGUGUGGGAGGGGAGCGGGCUAACGCUGAUUCACGAAGGUGAAGCAAAGCUAGCACUGCUUGCCCCAUGCAUGUUCUGUCCUCUCCCCCUUUGCUUCUCCUUCCCUUCUUUGUGCCGCAGCAGCAGUGUCGGAUCAGGGGGGGCCGCUUGUCCCACCCUCCCACCCUCUUUUUCUGCC